AUGCCUCGGCGUGUCAUUAAGACUAAGACCACGACGACAACUACCACCGUUCGUACCGUGUAUGAGAGCACGUCCCCUCCCGCGACGCAUCCGUCCAGCCCUCCCCCUUCAGCUCACACGACGGCGGCCUCUGCAUUACCCGCUCGAGAAUCCACUCACAGUGAAACUCCCUCGGUCUCAUCUCACGACGAUCGCGUGAGCCACGCAUCGCCCACACCGCCAGCAGUUUCGUCGCUUCUGAAUACAACUCGUGCCCCGGCGCCACAACUAGACAAUGCGCACGAUUGGAGGGCUGACUCUCCUCCCAUCAUAUACACACACGAAAAUGCUGUCUACAAUCAUCGCAACGUCUGCCAUCCAGAUAACAUUCCUCGGCGCCCGCCCCACGCUGAAAAAUCUUACGUUGUUUAUGCUGGACUGCAGACGGGUAUUUUCUACACAUGGCCUCAGGCUGAAGCCCGCGUCAAGCACGUGUCCAGCGCGAGACACAAGGGCUUUGCUGACCAUGCGGACGCGAAGGUUCUAGUUACUGGCAAGACGGCCUCGUUUAAGCAGCUGUUAUGGGAGAGGGAUCACGUAAAUGGUAGUUUUUUUCCAGUCAUGUAG
This is a messenger RNA of Coniophora puteana RWD-64-598 SS2, 606 nucleotides long. RefSeq lists its product as uncharacterized. The coding region runs from base 1 to 606 and encodes 201 amino acids. The record is from RefSeq and is a predicted model, not a curated record. NCBI's taxonomy places the organism in Eukaryota, Fungi, Basidiomycota, Agaricomycetes, Boletales, Coniophoraceae. The transcript has 4 exons.